AUGGAUAUUGAAAAGGGGAGAGAGGAGGCUAGAAGGACAAAGGAAAGAGUCAAGGAGAAGGUUAUUGAUGAUUCUCGCCCUUUUGUUCCUCGAUUGCCAUUUCCUCAUCGACAAAAUAAGUCAAAGGGCGAUCAUCAGUCCAGUGAAGAGGCAUAUGUGGAAAGAAAGACUGUGGAUGUAGGGGUUGAAAAUCCGGGUGUUGAGAAUGAAAUAGAGAAGAAGGAAAACGGCAAGGAGAAGGUUACUGAUUCUCCCCCUUUUGCACCUACACUACCAUUUCCUCACCGAAUGCAGAAAACAAAGGUUGAUCAACAGUUCGGUAAGUUCUUUGCAAUGGUCAAGAAUCUUGAGGAAUUAAUCACUAAGAAAAGGGAUCUUGGUGGUGUAGAGAGAGUGGCUUUAACUGAGGAGUGUAGUGCUAUGUUACAAAACAAGUCUCCUCCUAAACUAAAGGACCCCGGUAGUUUCUCCAUCCCUUGUCAUAUAGGUGCUUUAUUCAUUGAUAAGGCUCUAUGUGAUUUAGGUGCCAGUGUGUCCGUCAUUCCCCUCUCUAUUUACAAAAAGUUGAACAUGGAAGAAUUAAAAUGUACCACCAUUACACUUCAAAUGGCCGACCAUUCUAUUAAAUACCCCUUAGGUGUUUUAGAAGACGUCCCCGUGAGAGUAGGUAAAUUUUAUAUUCCUGUAGACUUUGUUGUGCUUGACAUAGUAGAGGACACCCAGAUUCCAAUAAUCUUAGGAAGACCAUUCCUUCAUACUGCGGGGGCAGUUAUUGAUGUUAAGAAAGGGAAGCUAACCUUGACUGUAGGAGAUGACAAGGUGGCCUUUAACCUGUCUCAUGUGAUGAAAAGUCCAAUGCAAGAAGUGUCUUGUUCUUUGAAUACCUCUAUUGCUAAGUUGCCUCAUUCCAGUUCUAGAAAUCUUUCAAAUAAUGCACUUGGCUUGAAAAGGUUUGCAGGUGAUGAUGAUCCUGGAGAUGCAGUUGAUGCUAGUCCAAAAGUUGGAACAAGAGGUUCGGUACUCGAUGGCACCGGGUUUGGUGCCCCUGAUCGGUGA
This is a messenger RNA of Spinacia oleracea (spinach), 1056 nucleotides long. RefSeq lists its product as uncharacterized. The record is from RefSeq and is a predicted model, not a curated record. The coding region runs from base 1 to 1056 and encodes 351 amino acids. The transcript is spliced from 2 exons. Lineage: Eukaryota; Viridiplantae; Streptophyta; Magnoliopsida; Caryophyllales; Amaranthaceae.